Molecule: messenger RNA, 2532 nt
Organism: Theileria equi strain WA
Lineage: Eukaryota; Apicomplexa; Aconoidasida; Piroplasmida; Theileriidae
Exons: 1
Coding region: 1-2532 (843 amino acids)
Source: RefSeq, a predicted model, not a curated record
AUGCCUACAAUAAACAUAAGGAACAAAUGUCCAAGUGGAGAACAAGGUGGCCAUCAAAUUGGAGACUGUAACUGUUCUAAUCGUUUCAAGGCAUAUUUGAGAAAUGUAGACAUCAAAACCAAGGAUACAAAUUACAGGGUAUGCAAACAUAUAGGGGACGGGGAAGUAAAUAUACGUCACCUAAAAUAUGGUGGAGAUGAACUUACUCAUGAGGAUGGAUCUGACCUUGCAAAAAGACAUGAAGCAAUCACUGAGGUAUGUACCUACCACAAUGCUAAAUAUGACAAGAAGGAUGGUGAUUAUAUAAAUGUACCUCUCAUUCUUGGAGUUAAGAAAAAUGCUGGAGAAAAUUAUACUUGGUAUGAAAAUCUGGGUGGGAGCAACAAAAAAUGGAGGUUUAUUUCUAAUACUCAAAACUUUCCUGAAAAUGAGCCUGCUCCUCAGUUCAUACAACAGCUAAAGCAUCUCACCUGCCAACUCCACGAUCUCCAUUUCGUCGACAUUCACAGGACAGGUACCUAUGAAUGUGCAUGUAAUAAGACUGAUGUUACUGUUAUCAGAUAUGCAAAUGACGGAGGUGUUUCUGGAUAUACAAAGUACAAACAUAAAUACGGUGAAAAUGCAAUGGCUGUUAGAUACCAAAAGGUUAAUCUUUUAUGGAAAGAAGAUGGUUAUCAGCCCAUUACACUCGAUGUUAACCAACAAACUUCCGAUCUAUCUGUCUACUACUGGGAUAAAGAUACAGAACAUAGAAAUAAACCCCUUAUUAUUGAGGUCUAUGUUCAACGUUUUAGUGACAAACCCGUCCCUCUCGAAAAUGAUGGGAAUGUAAGUACCAACGACAAUAGCAAGUGGACUAUGAUAGGGCUAGACCCUGUAUCUGCAAAGACUCUCCAUAAACAAAAAUGCAAACUCUUCCAUCCAGUUGAUAUAGAUGUUACUAAACCUACUGGAAGGUAUGACAACACACAAUGUAGAGCAGAGGUCGAAAAGAAGUGUACUAAUGAAAAAUGUCCUGGUGAAGUAGUAGUUGACGAUUACAAUGGAGUAAAAUUGAAGGAAUACACCGCCAAAGUGCAUACCUACGGAAAACCAGGAGAGCCUUUUACCGUAACUAGUUUCACUAAUGGCUCCAGUACAGACGAGAAAAAACCUCCACUAUGGAACGUUACUCAGGUAAUAGUCUUCCUUACACACUGUAAUGAGCCUAUUCUGGUCUAUGUUGAGAGCGGUAGUGAAAACAAAAGGACUCACCAGUGGCACAGUGAAUCGAAAGAUGGUGAUGGUAAAUGGGCAGAGGAAAGCGAACUAAAAGGCAAGGAUCCAAAAACAGCCAAUAGUAAUGGUAUUCUUCAAGGUACUCUAGAUGAGAUUAAGAGGAAGCUAGACAUUAGCUUUCAAAGUGCAAGAGAUGAGAAAGUGAAAGAACAAGAGGAAGAGGAAGAAAUAGUAGGGGAUAGGCUAAAACUGGUGAUAGUUGCAGAAAAUCAACAAAAACAACUUCAACCUGCUUCCCAAGAACUUGUUGCUGAUAACGGUAAAGUUAGUGUAGCUGUAGAAUACCCUGAUCAAGAACUAUUGAAAGUGGUCGAUAAAACCCUUAGUCAAGCUAUUAACUAUGGACUAGAUAGAUCAGGUAUAGUUGGAUUGACCGCUAUAAUUGCAGCUCUUGAAUGGGCUAACAAGGUUCUUGCUACUGAUGUCAUUCCUGAAGUUGUUGAGACUGAAGAACUAAGAUCCAACUCUGGAUAUGAUGAAGAAGACGAAGAAAAAGAGAAACAGGAAGAACCUCCUGUUCCUUCUGGACGUGGAGGACUGAACAGUUCGUCUGUAUUAGAAGGGGAAUCCUUGAGCACUUAUACAGAAUCUGCUGAUAUUCCUUCCACCACUUGUGGAGAUUUCGUUGCUUAUGAUACAGUAGAAUAUGAAGAAUAUAGAGGUACGGCAUCUGAUUUGGAGGUCGAAGAACAUCAAUCAAACUACAUCUUUGCUCAUACUAGAGACACCACUCAACCUACUGCACCUCUUAUUACUCGUAAUACUCCUGUAGAUAUCCAUGUUCCUCAACUUGGAAAGGAUAUCGGAUACCUACAAGGCCCACUCCCUCAAUCCAGUGGAGAGUCUUCUAAGUUAGAAGAUAUAAGUUUUGAUACUUUAUCAAACACUACACAUAGUUCGGGGCUUAUUUUGGAUGAGGAAGAUUACAACACUAUGGAACAUGAUAACACUAUGUAUAAAUAUGUUUUUACUAUUGAAAUUGGUGAUCCUCUUGCUCAAUCUGCUGCUCAACAAACAUCAGAUACUUUAAAUACUGGAAAUUCUGCUGCUCAUAAAGCCUCAGCCGAUUCUCCUGGAUCUUAUGGUCCAGGCCCUUUUAAAACCCCUUCUCAAACUGGCUCUGAUCCUACUAACAUUAUUAAGACUACCAUCUCUGUAACUACUGGCAUUCUUGGUACUUCUGCCUUGGCUUGUUUUGCAGGCUGGAAACUUUAUAAUCGCUAUAAGGGAGAUCCUUGGGUUAGACAGAUUUAA